AUGAAAAGUAUAAGCAAUAUUACGGCUAGGAAGCUAUCCGGCAAUGGAGUUCACCCUCGCUACCUGAAUAUAUCGGGUUUACUCCCUCCAGUAUCUUCUCUAUCCCUCGACCCAGCAUCGUCUCUGCUCCCCCAAGCACCUGCAGACUACUGUGGACUAUGCAUUAUAGAGGCUCCCGGAGGCAUUCGUUUGGUAUACUGGGAACCGGACGGUGUGGGAUCUCAAGGGAAUGUCACCGCAAACGCAAACCCAACUCAACCGUACACCACAGUGGAUAAUGGAUUCACGUAUACAUCUCCUUCGGUAUACGUGAUAUACAGCGAGCUGCAGGCAACGGUGUCGGCGACGGGUCAAUGCGACCUGUCAGCUUCCGGAGAUCCUGUGGGACCAUCCUAUGCAGCGAAGACAAUCGGGUAUUCUUCGCGUUUCCUUGCUUAUGGAACAGUCACAAUUCCAGGACCGAAUUGCGAUGAGCAGUACAUCGAGGGUGGAUUUCACACUAUCGACUUCAGCGAGCUCUAUUACACGCCUAUUGUCACGAGUACAGUCUACAAACCGGGCUGUACUCCCUACGCGAAUCCGCGUUUGUCUUUGCCUGCGGACCUGAUUGAUGUCGUCCCUGCUUGGGAGACAUGCCAACCUCUUUUCUAUGGAGCUUUUGAUCCGCCAAGCAUCUUGACGAAGGCUAGUGGUCUCGCUCCCGCUCAAGCCAGUCCUGCAGCAGUCACGCCCCCUCCGCCUCCUGUUCCAGCUUUGCCCGUCGUAGCUCAGGCGACUCCUACUGCUGGAAUUCCCGCUGCGACAAUAGCGCCAAACAACGCUGGACAAAUGGCAGGAGCAAUUGACCCACCAGCAUCUGUCAUCAAGUCGAAUGAUAUAACCUUGUUGAAUGGGAACACCCAUGAAGUGGUGGCAACACCUGCGGCUUCACCGGAGGAUAGUGAUCCGAACUCGCAGGAAGCAGUUGCGGCCAAUAAUGAUCCGAGCGGCCAGUUGAUUGCGCCUACAGCAGCGGUCGUGGCGAACAACCCUACUCAAACCCCAGCGUCUGGAACUGACCCGGACUCGCAGAAAGUAGCUACGGGCAACGACGGUCCAAGUGGCCAGGUGCCAGGGUCUGCUGCUGCAGUCAUUGUCAAGUCACCUGUUCAAACUCCAGCGUCUGCGGCUAACAUCGUUGUUGCCCAAGGUAAAACGCUGACGGAAAAUGGUCCUUCAGCGAAUAUUGGUGGGAAAGCUGCUGUGUAUUCCUCGGGCUCUGUUUACGUGGAUUCGACUCCGGUGGCGGUUCCUACCAGCGCGCAAGUCACUCCGGCUAACAUUGUCGUUGCUCAAGGCCAGACGCUUACAGAAGGUGGGUCCUCAGCCAAUUUCGGCGGAAAGGCUGCCGUGUAUUCCGCAGGCUCCAUUUACCUGGACUCCUCGACUCCGAUUGCCGUUCCUAAAGCCGAAGACACUAACGUGGUGGUUGCCCAGGGUCAGACACUCACGGAAAACGGUCUAACCGCCAGCAUUGGUGGGAAGGCGGCCGUGUACUCUGCCGGGUCCCUCUAUUACGACUCAACUCCUAUACCAAUUCCUAAGGCUUCUCCGACUAACGUGGUUGUUGCCCAAGGCCAAACGCUUACGGAAAAUGGCCCUUCUGCGUAUCUCGGUGGGAAGACUGCCCUGUACAAAGCAGGUUCGAUCUAUUACGACUCCACUUCAGUUGCGAUUCCCACAUCAACGCAAGGCCAACAAAACCACCCGCCGGUGGUUGCGGCCGGGGUUACUUUCGCCCCAACGAUACAGACUCCCUCGUCAGUCGUCACAAAUGGCAUCACUUUUGCGCCAGUGGUGGAAAAGGCCUCUCCCGUAGUUGCAGGCGGGAUCACAUUUGCGCCAAUACUACAAAGCGUUGGGGGAAAUACCCAUGAGCCUGUCGUGGCUGGUGGCAUAACCUUCCAGCCUAGUAAUGUUCAGUCAUCAAACGCUGUUGCAAUGGAAACGCCAGCACCACUUUCGGUGGGUAGGAUCCCGGUGCUAAAAGCCGCGAACGGUGGCUUGAUCGUAGCAGGUACUACGAUAUUUCAGGGAAGCACAACUAGCUUGCUCGGACAUGUCAUAGUGGCUAACUCCGAUAACGUCGUUUUGGAUGGUACAACCCAUUCCCUCGCACCUGUAACUGCUUAUCCUGUUGAGACACCGACAUCGACACCACUCGAGAUAGCCAAUGAGCCCGUAUUAAAAGCUGCAAAUGGCGACCUAGUCAUAGCGGGCAGCACGGUAUCUCAAGGGAGCAUGACUAGUCUGCUUGGUCAUGCUAUUUCUGUUGGUUUAGGUAAUGUCGUACUGGACGGCACGACUCAUGCGUUCGGACCUGUUAGUGCACAUCCUCUUGAGACACCGACUCCACUCGAAAUUGCCAACCAGCCUGUAAUGAAAGCUGCGAACGGUGGAUUGGUCCUUGCAGGUGUCACGAUACCACAGGGGAGUCAGAUCAGUCUGUUUGGACAUGUCGUCUCAGUCGGUGCCGAUAAUCUGGUCGAAGAUGGCAAAACUCUCGUUUUUGCAGCUAACACUAAAGUUGCUGGGCAGCAAUCCGUGACGAGUCUUGUAUAUGGGACAUCCAACAUUGAAACAACCCUCACAUCGGGCGUCACGUACUCAUCAAGCGGUCACAUCAUCACCUACACUGGAUCAAUCCCCUCCGUUCUCACAGAAGCGACAUCAAGCGUCAUCGGCACCACUACCGUGCCCCAACAAGCAUCCGCUUUGCCCAACCAGGUCUUCGUUGAAACAUCAGUAUACGCGACACCUGAACAGCUGUUUGUAGAGGCAUCGCCAUCAGCUCUGCAGUACGUUCUAAAUGGGAAGACAGCAACCGCAGCUGCGCCAAGCGAUGUUCCACUCGGCGGCUUAAUUCUGGCUGGUUUCGGUGCUGUACCUAGCAAUGGGUCCACACCAAUGAAGUCGUCGGUAUUGCCAUCCAUGGUUCUGGUGAACAGUACUGUGACUUCGAUCCCGACGUCUCAGACGGUAAGGCCUCCAGGUUCGACUUCAAUGCCUGGGAGCAAGGCGUCGCCGUCUAGACCAGCUCAUGGGACGGGCCCCAGAGUAAUGAGUUGGGCGCGGGUCUUGGGGAAUUACUUUGUUGUGCUUGGGUACAUUCUGGGUAUUGCAUUAAUCAUGUAG
Letharia lupina is the source of this 3174-nucleotide messenger RNA. RefSeq lists its product as uncharacterized. NCBI's taxonomy places the organism in Eukaryota, Fungi, Ascomycota, Lecanoromycetes, Lecanorales, Parmeliaceae. The coding region runs from base 1 to 3174 and encodes 1057 amino acids. The transcript is spliced from 5 exons. The record is from RefSeq and is a predicted model, not a curated record.